AUGGUGGCGAAAACCAUAACAGAUGCGAGGAAGGGUCAACGCGGUAGGAAGCGGGCUGCGAGGCGACCUGAAGCCACAUGGUACAACAGAGGGGGAAGAGAGUUUGAAAUAAUGAAGGAAUGGAAAGACCGAUGGGAAGCCGCCCAGAACGAGUCACGGGACCGAACCCUUGGAUACUUUCCAGCGAACUCAGACCCAGUAUUUGAGAUGUCAGAUCUAAGGAGACACACGGACCUGAGGAAGCACGCAAGCACACUCCUCACACAGAUGAGAACCGAGAGAAUAGGGCUGAAGGGAUUCUUAUUCAAGAGGAACGUGCCCGAGGUGAACACGCCACUAUGCUACUGCGGGGAAGAUACAGAGGAUGUGUACCAUAUCAUCCUGGAUUGCCAGAGCUAUGAGGAUGAGAGGGAAAGGCUUAAGAAGAAGAUACCGAUAUGGGACCGCAGGGAUAUACGAACGGCCUUAACCUAUGCACCCUACACAUCAGUUCUUCCAAAAUUAAAUGAAACUGUUCUAUACCGAGAGGGCAACUGGGAAGUCAGGGCUAAUGCUCCCGAAGUGAAGUGA
Molecule: messenger RNA, 570 nt
Organism: Clonostachys rhizophaga
Lineage: Eukaryota; Fungi; Ascomycota; Sordariomycetes; Hypocreales; Bionectriaceae
Source: the annotation of a GenBank genome assembly